AGUGAUCAGGGGAAAGGGAUGCAAAUUCCUUUGGGAAAUGGGUUCAUCACUAGGGAGGGGUGAACUCUCCCUCUCUGCGUGUGACUGUGUGCAUCAUCACCUCCAGGUGUGUCUGAGGGAGGGACACAGAGAGACAGGAGGGGACUGACAGGAGGGUACGACUUGGCCUGCAGGUUUCUCUGCCUUGCCGAAACAGUUGGUGAAAACAUUUCUUCUUCAGACCUCAGAGACUCGCAUCGCUUCCCACCCGCGCUCUUCUAGUGCUCUUCCUGUUACCUCGGGUUGGCAGAGGUAUGGGACCAUCAUCCGGAUAGGAGGGGUAUUAAGGGGGCCGUUUAUUGCAAGGCGUCCAGCCAAACUUUAGUCAAGACUUCACAUCCCAAAGGAGAAAAAAAAAAGUAAGAGAAUAUAUCUUAAGGAGAAAAGAGCGUGUGCAUCAAAAGGACACUUAAAAGGAAGGACUGAGUCCUCCCCCUCAGUGGAUUCCUUUAAAUUAAGAUGGCUUUUUUACCAGAGAAGCACAAAUCCCUUUCCCCCAUCCUUCCCCUCCUCCUCCUCUUCUAUGUCCCUCUCACAUGUCUGUGCCAGUCAACCAACAGCAGCUCAAUCAAUGCCACAACCAACCCGCCAAUCACAACCUCAGGUGGUCCUUUCCUGAAGGGAGUGCCAGGCUGCGGCACAGAACUGAACCCCAUCUACAGGUACCUGUGUGACCGCCGGGCAGCGUGGGGCAUCGUUGUGGAGACCCUGGCCACUUCGGGCUUCCUGUUCAGCAUUGUUCUCCUCAUAGCCCUGCUGUUCUGGUCCCUGUGUAUCUGUAUUUCAUCGAGGAACCAGCGCAGCAGCAUCGGAGGCACCGUGGCCUGCAUGUCCAUGUACUUGUUGGCCACAGCUGGGAUCUUUGCCAUCAGCUUCUCCUUCAUCAUCCGCCUCACCCCUCAGACCUGCCCCACCAGGCUCUUCCUCUUCAGCGUGCUCUUCUCCCUGGCUUUCUCCUGCCUGCUGGCCCGCUGCCUCGCUCUGCUGGGCUUUGCAGCGGCCCGGGGCUGGGGGCAGCCCGCCAUGGCGCUGGGGCUCUCCACCGUACAGGUUAUCAUCUCUACCCAGUGGCUGAUCGUUGUGUUGGUCCGGGACGAGAAACCUUGCGAGUACAGCCAGGAGGAAUUUGUCAUGAUGCAGAUCUACGUGCUGUGCCUCCUGGCUAUCGGCCUGAUCCUCGCCCUGCACUAUCUGCACCGCUCUUGCUCCACAUACAGCUACAGCUACACGGGGGCCAUCCGCCAGCAGAGCCAAACACAAGCCACGCUGCUCUUCCUCACACUGUUGCUCUCCGUCUGCAUCUGGGUGGUGUGGAUCACCAUGCUCAUCAGGGGGAACCAGGAGGUGGGCCGCCGGCCGCAGUGGGAUGACCCUGUGCUUAGCAUCGCCUUGGUGGCAAACGGCUGGGUGUUACUGAUGGGGCACGGGUUGGCCCAGAUGGCCUUCUUCUGCAGGGGGGAGGCCAGGUCCAAGGAUAUCCCUCUGAGCUUUGUAGGUUGGACCAGCCCCAGCGCUGAUAUACCAGGACUGGCCAGCCCGAAGGAAGGGAAAGAAAACGGAAGCUAUGAGAGUGAUAGUGGAAACAGGAGAGGCAGGAGGACGGAGAAAUCGCUGCGCUCACCCUACGAGGCGGGAUUCGCAGUGACAAACAUCGACCCUAACAAAGAUUACACCAUUCCUCGCCCGCAGACCACCAACUACAUGGAACCCUAUGAGGAUUACUGAUUCGAGUCCUUCUCACACACACACACACACACACACACACACACACACACACACACACACACACACACACUCUCUCACACUCACACACACACACACACACACACACACACACACACACACACACACACACACACUAAACUAGGGUGCCCAGGUGGCUCGGAUGGCAGAGUGGGCAUCCAUAUGUGGAGGUUUACUCCUCAACGCAGUGGGCCAGGGUUUGAUUCCGACCAUGCAGCCCUUUGCUGCAUGUCAUUCCCCUCUCUCUCCCCUUUCAUGUCUUCAUCUGUCCUGUCAAAUAAAGGCAUAAAAGGGCCCAAAAAACUAAUCUUUAAAAAGAAAUUAACUAAAAUGAGGGCAGUGGUGGAAUGUAACUAAGUACAUUUACUCAACUACUGUCCUUAGGUACCCUGGAAAUUCUCGCAAAAGCACAAUUUGAAUUUGCUCAGCGAGUUACUCUGGCAACGAGUAAUGCUGUUCAUUAAUUAUGCCCUUGUAGCCGAGCUGCACCAAUCACAUCGGUGUAUCUGAUAUUAGUUCAGUCUGAUACCAGUCAGCUCCGCUGGUAGCUGAGCGUAUGGGGCUCUGGAUGGCCCCGUGUGUUCUUGUGAUUGGUCGGAGUGUUUUCCAACUGCUCGCAGUGAGAUUUUCAAAAGGUGCCGCCCUUCCAGAUGAGCGACUUUCAUUACUUAAUGAAAGACCAGAUUUGGGUCUGGUUUUCCAGGCUAGUCCUUAGGUACAAAUUUGAGGAAUUCUACUUCUACUCCACUGCAUUCCGGAGGGAAAUACUUUUACUCCACAACAUUAAUCUGACAGCUUUAGUUACUUUCCAAAUUAAGGUUGUUGAACACAAAACAUGUGAAAAAAAAUAUGUUUGUGUAUAAAUUCAACUACCCAACAAAUAGUGGAUUGACAGAGCUGUUUUCCAGUUUGUAAAAUGUGAAGCUUUUUCUGCAUUGAGUACUUGCAGGCUACUUUUAAUACUUUAAGUACAUUUUCCUGAUAAUACUUACACACUUUUACUCAGGGAACAUUUUCAACGCAGGACUUUUACUAAACAAGUAACAGAGUAUUUUUAGUGUGGUAUUAGUACUUAACCUUGAG
Molecule: messenger RNA, 2865 nt
Organism: Etheostoma spectabile (orangethroat darter)
Lineage: Eukaryota; Metazoa; Chordata; Actinopteri; Perciformes; Percidae
Product: retinoic acid-induced protein 3
Exons: 4
Coding region: 499-1764 (421 amino acids)
Biological process (GO): G protein-coupled receptor signaling pathway
Cellular component (GO): intracellular membrane-bounded organelle; signaling receptor complex; extracellular exosome
Molecular function (GO): protein kinase activator activity; G protein-coupled receptor activity
Source: RefSeq, a predicted model, not a curated record